This is a messenger RNA of Ficedula albicollis (Collared flycatcher), 2391 nucleotides long. RefSeq names its product SRC kinase signaling inhibitor 1 (gene SRCIN1). The transcript has 12 exons. Lineage: Eukaryota; Metazoa; Chordata; Aves; Passeriformes; Muscicapidae. Gene Ontology annotation, biological process: regulation of dendritic spine morphogenesis. The annotation marks the transcript as partial. Gene Ontology annotation, cellular component: cytoplasm; postsynaptic density; actin cytoskeleton. The record is from RefSeq and is a predicted model, not a curated record.
GGGGAGGCGGAGCUGCCGCUGGGUUUCAGCAGGAUGAACCGGUUCCGCCAGAGCCUGCCCCUGGCGCGCUCCGCCAGCCAGACCAAGCUGCGCUCCCCAGGGGUGCUGUUCCUGCAGUUUGGGGACGAGACGCGGCGGGUGCACAUCACGCACGAGAUCAGCAGCAUGGACACCCUGCACGCCCUCAUCGUGCACAUGUUCCCGCAGAAGCUCACCAUGGGCAUGCUCAAAUCCCCCAACACCGCCAUCCUCAUCAAGGACGAGUCCCGCAACGUUUUCUACGAGCUGGAGGAUGUCCGAGAUAUCCAGGAUAGAAGCAUCAUUAAAAUCUACCGGAAAGAGCCGCUCUACGCCUCGUUCCCGGCCUCGCACAUCAGCAACGGAGACCUGAGGCGGGACAUGGUCUACGCAUCCCGGGAAUCCUCUCCCACGCGCCGCCUCAACAACAUCUCCCCAGCCUCCCACCUGGCCUCGGGCUCCCCUCCUCCCGUGCUCCAGUCCUCGUCGCCAUCCCGCUCCCGCAUGUCCUACAGCGGCGCUCGCCCUCCCUCCUACGCCGGUAGCCCCGUCCACCACGGCGAGCGCCUGUCCAGCCUCCCCCCGGCGCCGGGCGUGUCGCCGAGCCCCAGCGCCAUCCUGGAGCGCCGCGAUGUGAAGCCGGACGAGGACCUGGCGGGCAAGAACGUGGUGCUGGUGAAGAACGAGGGGCUGUACGCCGAUCCCUACGGGAUGGUGCACGAAGGUCGGCUCAGCAUCACCUCCACGCAGUCGCUGGCGGGCAUGGGGGGCGACCCGUUUGGCUACUCCGGGGGGCUCUACAAGAGGGGCUCGGUGCGGUCGCUCAGCACCUACUCGGCGGCCGCGCUGCAGACGGAGCUGGAGGACGGUCUGUACAAACCCAACGCGCCCAUCUACAGCGACACGUACGGGCCCGGCUUGGGGUUCCGAAUGCCGCCCUCGUCCCCGCAGAAGUUGGUGGAGCCCGGGCAGAGCCCGCACAGCCCCUACUCGGGCCCACCCAGCCGCUCCUCGCCUGUCCGGCAGUCCUUCCGCAAGGAUUCCUGCUCUUCGGUCUUCAUGGACGGCCCCGUGGGCAAAACGCGCAAUCCCAGCUCGUCCGGGCCCCCCGAGCUCUUCCCCGGCCCCGGCCAAGAGCGGCCGCUCUCGGGGUUCGGUUCGCCCGGUCCAGCCAAGGACACGGAGACCAGGGAGCGGAUGGAGGCCAUGGAGAAGCAAAUCGCCAGCCUGACGGGGCUGGUGCAGAGCGCGCUGCUCCGCGGCUCCGAGGCUGAGACCCCCAGCGAGAAGACAGAAGCCACCAACGGCGGGACCCCCCCGUCAGCCCCCCUCACAGCCACCAGCCGCAGUGGCAUGGGGACACCGGUGCCAGCGCCGCCACCGCCCUCGGCCACCAGCACCCCCGCGGGGCAGCCCACGGCCGUGAGCCGCCUGCACAUGCAGCUGCACCUGCACGACCUGCAGCAGAACGCCAGCGACCUGCGCAACCAGCUGCAGCAGCUCAGGAAACUGCAGCUGCAGAACCAGGAGGCGGUGAAGACGCUGCUGCGGCGGACGGAGACGGAGAUCAGCGUGCGGGUGACGGACACGAUGCGCAAGCACGAGGAUCCUCUGCAGCGCCAGCGCAGCUUGGUGGAGGAGGAGCGGCUCCGCUACCUCAACGAGGAGGAGCUCAUCACCCAGCAGCUCAGGUCUCAGUUCCCCAGCCUGCAGAGCAAGAUGCGCGUGGUGCUGCGGGUGGAGGUCGAGGCCGUGAAGUUCCUCAAGGAGGAGCCGAACCGCCUGGACGGGCUCCUCAAGCGCUGCAAGAGCGUCACCGACACCCUGGCACAGAUCCGCAGGCAAGUGGACGAGGGCGUGUGGAGCUCGCCCAGCAGCCUGAGCCAGUCGCCCAAGAAGGUGGCACCGGAGACGGAUUUCAGCAAAGGGCUGGAGCUGGAGAUGCCCACCAGCCCCCCCGUGAGCCUGCACCACCUGACGGGCACCCCCGAACCCCUGGGGUGCGGGCACAGCCCCCCCCAGCCCCAAAGCCACCCUGGCAAGAGCAAUAAUCCCUCACGAGCCCCCGAGAUGGUGCCGGCAAAGACCCAGACGGCGCCUGAGACCCCCAGCAAGAAAAGCGCGGAUAAAGCGGUGUCCGUGGAGCCCCCUGAGACGCAGGCCGAGCUGAUGAAAGCCAUCCCCGACCUGGAAUUCGCCGCCAAGCACAAACCAACCCCCAGCGCCGCCUCCACGCCCGAGCACAAACCCUCCAAGGCACAGCACGCCCCCAAAUCGGGGGGCAAAGGGGACCCCAAUGGGCGCCGGGGCUCAGAUGGAAGUGACAAUGCCAUUCUCCUUGGUGACAUCCCCAAAAAUGUCAUGGGGAGGUGA